Pectinophora gossypiella (pink bollworm) is the source of this 4038-nucleotide messenger RNA. Its product is annotated as long-chain fatty acid transport protein 4-like. Lineage: Eukaryota; Metazoa; Arthropoda; Insecta; Lepidoptera; Gelechiidae. Gene Ontology annotation, cellular component: endoplasmic reticulum. The record is from RefSeq and is a predicted model, not a curated record. Gene Ontology annotation, biological process: triglyceride homeostasis. The transcript is spliced from 11 exons. The coding region runs from base 234 to 2192 and encodes 652 amino acids. Gene Ontology annotation, molecular function: long-chain fatty acid transmembrane transporter activity; long-chain fatty acid-CoA ligase activity.
AACAUUAUAAAAACUGGUUUGACGAGUUUUGCAAGUUUUUCGUAAAUAACUGAGAAUUUCUUCAGUUCCUUCCCCACCAAACGGACGUCACAGUAGUAAACGAAACCCAGGAUUUUGGGUUCCCGUCGUUGCAGUUAGAACGCAAGUGUAGUAUCAUUGACAAGAUUUGGAGAGUGUUCAGUAGAGUGGGUCGUGGUGCAGUUCGUCGCGUUUCGUGGCGGAAGAUAGUCGCGAUGUUACUCACUGUGGCCGCCUUCGCCGCGGCUUUCGUCGCUACUUACCUCUUUCUAGGCUUUCUCUACACAAUCGGACUUUCUAUAGUGCUUGGUGUCCUAUAUGUUCUCGUGUUCCACUCAAGAUUUUGUUUUGUGUUUGCGAAGACAGUCCCCAGAGACCUCUAUGCACUGUUCUGCUAUAUCAAAAUAUUAUGGACAACCCGAAGAUAUUCAUGGAAAAACUGGACCAUACCCGAUAUAUUCCACGAUACAGUGGAGAAACAUCCAAACAAGCCUUGCUUCUUGUACCAAGAUGAAGUUUGGACCUUCAAAGAGGUUGAGGACUUCAGCUUACGAGUAUCAGCGACUCUCAAGGCCCAGGGGGUGAAGAAGGGCGACAUAGUGGGACUGUUGAUGAACAACUGUCCCCAGCUUCCCGCCUUCUGGCUCGGCAUCUCCCGGCUUGGGGCAAUCACCCCGCUCAUCAACACCAACCAAAGAGGCAAUGCCCUCAUACACUCCAUCAACGUCGCCAAAUGCAACGUUCUUAUAUUCUCUGACGAAUAUCAACCAGCAAUCCAAGACGUAGCUGGUCAACUGGGCUCAGACUUGAAGCUCUUCAAGUUUACGCAGCGACCGUUGAACACAACCAACCCAGUCAAACCUGGUGCCACUGGGGACAGUAUCACCGACAUCACUUGCCUGCUAGAGGCUACUCCUCCUGCGCGCUGGAGUCUGGCCGAUGGAGACGGCUUCACUGGAAGAUUGCUGUACAUCUACACUUCUGGAACCACUGGACUGCCGAAAGCAGCUGUCAUUAGCAAUGCGAGGUUCGUGUUCAUGGCGGCAGGACUCCACUUCUGGCGGUUCAAGCCGGAUGACGUCAUCUACUGCCCGCUGCCCCUGUACCACACCGCCGGCGGGGUCAUCAGCGUCGGUCAAGCGUUGUUGUUCGGCUGCACCGUCGUCAUCAAGCCGAAGUUCUCCGCUUCACAGUACUUCCCUGACUGCGUCAAGUAUAAAGCUACAGUAGCACAUUACAUCGGGGAGAUGUGUCGAUACGUGUUGGCCACGCCUCCGUCGCCGGCCGACACGCAGCAUAGCGUGCGAGUUAUCUUCGGCAACGGACUUAGACCACAGAUCUGGAAAGACUUCAUAAAGCGAUUCAACAUAAAGCACGUGGUAGAGUUCUACGGCGCUACCGAAGGCAACGCGAACAUAUGCAACACGGACGGGACGCCCGGCGCUAUAGGCUUCGUCUCAAGAAUCAUACCCGCAGUCUAUCCCAUUGCGAUCAUCAAGGUUAAUCAGGAAACUGGCGAGCCCAUUCGGGACUCUAAUGGACUUUGUCAGUUAGCGCAACCGGACGAGCCAGGCGUGUUCAUAGGGAAGAUCAACCCGCACAACCCAGCCCGCGAGUACCUCGGCUACGUCGACAAGACCGCGUCCGAGAAGAAGAUUGUCAAAGACGUCUUCAAACACGGAGACUCGGCGUUUAUUUCUGGUGAUAUCCUGGUAGCUGACGAGCUGGGCUACCUGUACUUCCGCGACCGUACUGGGGACACGUUCCGGUGGCGAGGAGAGAAUGUGAGCACUACCGAGGUGGAGGCCGCCAUAUCACGCGUCGCCAACCACCGAGAUGCCGUCGUUUAUGGAGUACUGGUGCCAAACACAGAGGGUAGGGCGGGCAUGUGCGGCAUAGUGGACGCGGACGGGACCCUCAACAUGGACAAGUUGGCCAAAGACCUGGCACGAGACUUGCCUGCCUACGCGCGGCCUGUCUUCGUGAGGGUCAUGAGCUCUAUGGACAUGACGGGUACAUUUAAAAUGAAGAAGACUGAUCUACAAAAGGAAGGUUUCGACCCAUCUUUAGUAAAGAAAGAUAAACUUUACUACCUCGAUUUAAAGCAAGGGAAGUAUCUUCCACUAGGUCCGGAAGAAUACAAGAAAAUUGAAUCUGGACUCAUUAGAUUGUGAAUUGUAGGUUUACUUAUCUGUUUUGGUGUUUAUAGACGUAAAUAAAUAGGCCGGAGUCAAUUCGAUAACGAUAAAAACAAUAAUGCUUGGGACACAAAGCCGGGGAAGCGGGACUAGCAGUGUAGAAUAAAGAAUAAUACUGCGCAUAAAACGGGUUUUCCCGCCCCGCGCCGUUUAGCUUCGGGCGCCGAGCUAGAGUUACCUCACCCCCUCUGGGUUUAGACUGGGACUUAGACUAAAGUCUAAAUGGCCGUAAGACGCUAAGGAGUAAGAGGGAGCGCGCGCGGCCUCUGUCUCGCUCGCACUUACGCGGUAAGGCGGUAUACGGUAAAAAUGAGAUUUUUUGUAUUGUUUGUAUGAAACUGCAAACAAAAUCCUGUCGCCCCGGCCUACUUGUCCCGCUUUCCAGGCUCUGUGUGUAUCAAGCUUAAUUAGUACGAAUGGCUUUCUUGUAAUAAGAAAAUAGGACUUUAGAUAGACAAAAAUAACACAAUACGUAAAACGCAGAUACUCCAUAAUUAUAGCAACAGUUGCAACAGUCUCUGGAAUUAUUAGUUGCGCACAAUAUAAUACCAUAUCGCGUAUUUUGAUGCAAAUUAUAGUUUCAUGCAUGUGUUAUUGGAAUAUAAGCAAUAAAUCGCAUAAUCUGGGCAAUUUGUUAGUCGAUCGUACGAUUCCGCAUUAUUGAAUAGGAUUUCAUAGAGUUGAUAGAGCAGAAAUAUUCAUGUUUAUUGUAAACAUAGGCCUCAUCCCUCUCAGGAAGACGACUUAGGCAGUGUCUGUAACAUUACUAUACGCUGUUAUAUACUUAAACAAGAAUUAGAAUCUAGAUUCUCAAAGAAAUGGCCAAAAAUAUAUUUUUGAAUAGGGCAUUUCUGAUCGCAAUAUUAGCUUUUUAAAAUUUUUGAUACUGGCUCUCUUCUAUCGUGUGGGUUGUGAGGUGAAUUACCAACUUCAUCAACCCACACCGGCGGAUAACGGCUGAAUUGCCCACAAAUAAAAGUAGGAACUUUAGCGGUCAUAACAGCAAAAGAUCCGUUUAAAUAUGAAAGUGCAACUGAAGUUAAAGAGUAAGUAGAUUCUAGAAUCUUAUAACGUGAUAGUGGCAAUGCAUAAUAUAACCUGUUACUACAGAAUAAUACUUGUUUUUGAAAUGUAUAGCAAUAGAUUAGAAUGAUCUUUAAUACUCCGUGAUUAUAGUGAAAUAAAAUUUCACUCACCCGAAAUGCGAAAUGAAUAUAAUAAUGUGAUAAAUCGAAUCUUAUUUUUUUACAUUUUUAUUUAUGUGUGCUUAAAAAGUAAAAUAAUUUAUGUCAUAACAGCAAUCUAAUUGGUUUUAUAAUAUUGAAAUAAAAUAAAUAUAAUUAUAAAGCAAUGAAUAUUGGUAAAGGGGCUAUUUGUAAUAAUUUUGUUGUAAUUGUUAUUUUUUUUAUAAUAUUAUUUGUAUCAAAGAAUCAUCAUUGCCUUCGAAUUUAAAUAAUUUUAUUCGAAUUUAUUUAGUUUUAUAAAGUUGCUAAGCAAUUUAAUUUGUAGUAGGUGACUUGUUUUAAAUAAAUGGACACGGAAGAUUAUAUUGUUACCUUCGUACUUAUAUAUUUUUUAAAGAAUUUAAGGUGUUUUAAAAAUCUGUUUAUUUUUAGCAUAUGAAACUGAAACUUUAACUAGCAUUUGUACUUGCCUGGUGUUUUAUAUAAUUUAUUCAACUAUCGGAAUAUAUUUUAUACAUUCCAGUUUCAAUGCCUGUUUCGGGUGUACAAUAAUGUUUUUGUUUUUAAUAAACGAUAAGCAUAAUAAAAUAAAGCAAUGGGUGAUAGCGGGACGAAAUAAAUGAAUAUAAUUAUUUUUA